Carassius carassius (crucian carp) is the source of this 10046-nucleotide messenger RNA. Its product is annotated as pecanex-like protein 3. Gene Ontology annotation, cellular component: membrane. The transcript has 33 exons. Bases 743 to 7453 code for a protein of 2236 amino acids. The record is from RefSeq and is a predicted model, not a curated record. NCBI's taxonomy places the organism in Eukaryota, Metazoa, Chordata, Actinopteri, Cypriniformes, Cyprinidae.
GUUUGCUACCUGUGUGAAUGAAGCGAUCCGACACUAGAACUUAGCGAGCUCACAUUCUGGGCUUUUAUCGCUGGAGUUUUUACACAGCGGCCCUGGGUUAACCGAAGAAAUGGCUGCUGUGGUGACCACAUAGAGAUAUUUUGCGUUUCGUGUUUGUUUUUGUAUUUUAUUUUCGUCAUAAGGAGGAAGCACUCAGUGCUGUUGUUAGCCUAUGCUAACUCGCCUUCAGGUUCGCUGUCCUGCGGUUUUCCUGCUCUCGUUUCUGGAUUAAUUAACGCAGGCCCUGUCGAGAUAAACCAUGGAGUGUUGACUGAGUUGAAGAGUGCACUAACAUCGGAUAAUUUCGCCACAAAAAAAAUUAUGCCCAAUGUGGCUCACUACUGCUUGUAACGUUAGCAUGUUAGCGGUUUGGCUAUGCUGGAAAGUCGUAAAGAAACCAAACCAAGCAGUUUUGAUGAUUCCUCAGGAUGAAUGUUUCCAUGUAGCCCUUGGGUCACAGUUGUGCCAAAAACCCUUCAUGAACUGCACUACAAACAGGGGUCUGCUGGAGGAGCAUGCAAACAAACCGUUGAUACUAAAAGAACACAGGUCUGAAGUUGUUCUGGAACGUCUCGCUUUCUGCUAAUUCUUUCAUAACCAGUCCGAGAAAGUCCUUCCUGAGGUUCCCAAUGGAAGUGCCGCUCUAGAAACUUUGACAAGGUAACUUCAAGAUCUCUGGGUUGUCUCAUCAGGAAGCGAUAAGAUGGGCUCUCAGGUUCUUCAGAUAUUGCGGCAGGGAGUGUGGGCCUCUCUGAGCGGAGGAUGGUACGUGGACCCUCAUCAGAGUACCUUCUCGAACUGCUUUCAUCUCUACCUUUGGAUAUUCCUCUUGGCCUUCCCGUUUCUUCUGUACAUGGCCCUUCCUUCCAGUUUAGUGGUGGCUGGUGUGUACUGUGCUGUGAUAGCGGCCUUCUUUACGGCCAUAAAAGCAGUGAACUUCCGACUACAUGCCAUGUUUGACCUGGGCGAGAUUGUGGAGAAGAGGCAGGCCUCGUUCGCCACAGACCCCAAUAGAGUGGAAGAAGGAGAGGAAGGCUCUGGCACUCACGACGGAAGCCAGCGCAGGAACAGUAGUGUCGGUGUGGAAAUGACGGUGUUCCGAAAGGCGAACUCCACCCCUCCUGUACGCUGCAGUUCCCAGCAUUCACUAUUUGGAUUGAACCAGGUGUCGGAAUUUCCACCACAGCUUGAAGACCCUGGAGGCUCAAAGGGUAUGGCGCCAACCUGCUUGGCUGGGGAUUACAGAGGGCUAAUUGGUGUGGAUGAUCUAUUGUCGGGAGGCUUUAGUAGCCUGCACCCAACAAAUUGUCCUUCCAUCCCACCGUCACCAUCCAGCCAAGAAGAUGGAGAUGAGAAGGACCAGGUGGAAAAUGGGCGUGUGGAGCAUCUAUCUCAGCAGAGCCCCGAUGGGGAUGGUCUAGGAGGCUACUCCCCCCUUGGACCUUCAGCUGAGUCAGAGAGUCUGGGAGAUGCUCCUCUCAGCCCUCUCAUCAAGAGUAGCUUGAGCGAGGAGCUAAGUGAGAACUUGUUGGGCUUGGGCCUUGACCCUGUCACUUUUGCUCCUGGUGCUGAGCACCCAUGCAGCCGCACCGGGGUAGCCCUGGCUGCAGGAUCCACUGACAGCUGCUUCAGUGGAGGUGGAGGGGCCACAGACAGAGAGACUCUUAGUACAGUCAGUAGCUACCGCAGUGAGAAAACGGACUCAACCCAGCUUGAGAGCCCUUCGCUGGGCCAGAUGCAUAAACCCAUUUUUAACGCUCCUUCCACAGCUUUGCCUCAGGGUAAAGGCCCCUAUCAGCAGCCUGGAGAUUUGCUCCAAGGUGGUAGUGACACAGAUGACUUGUCAGACAGCGUGCUGCUACGAUCACCCUCCAAAGAGCUCUCCUCUGGGCAGGGCCUGGACAGAACUCUGGUGGAGGGAGAGGACCUUCCCCCUUCGCUUACAGACCUUGCACAGCCCUCCUUGCGAGACUCAUCACCAUCUAGCAGCGGGCCUUCUGAGUCUUGCGAUCUUGAUGGUGGUAUCCCCAUACCCCCUCUUCCUCCUCCGCGCCAGGCCAGCUCUGUACCCUCCGGGUUGGCACUGGGUUUGGUCUGCUCAGAGCCCGCUCUGCCGGUCUCUGCCCCAUCCUACCUCCUAGCAGAGUCGCCGUCUCUGCAAAAGCAGCAGCAGGUAGUGCGACCUAAAGAUCUGAAACUGCUACGUGCGGGUAGCAGUGUGGGUCACAGACCUGGUCGCAGGAAAGCUCCCCGCAAACGGGGCACUGCUGGCAGUAGCAGUUUUGACUGUGGCUCCUACCGCCGGCACCAAAACCGUGCCCAACACAGAGACUACAUCCCUGUACGCAGUCGGCUGGGUGCCAAAGCCUACAGCGAGAGCUUGUUCGAGGACUCCAGCGAUGAAGACGACGGCAGCGACGUGAGUGUUGGCUCUAGUCUUGGAUCCCAACGUCACUUCAGUUCUGACGAUGAAGACCAUGAUGAAGAUGACGAUUCUAGCUCCUCUACCUCUUGCUACUCCCCAGAUCUGGCAAAUACCGGCAUCCCUUCUCAACCUGUCCCCUCUCAACUGCCUAGCCCUGGAGAGGGGGAGGAGCCUGACAAAGUAGGACCCUGCCAUACUCGCAGUGCUCAGCGCUCAGCCAGCACAGCCAGUGCCAAGACUCAUGCCAGAGUGCUAAGCAUGGAUGGGGCUGGUGGAGGCUCCAACAACACAGGGACCCUAGCAUCUACUGUGCUACCUUUACCCCUUUCUUCUACUCCUGCCCCACGUCCACUCACCGUCUCUAAAUCAGAUCUGGAGGCUCGGACAGUGCACUCAGAGGGCUUCUCCAGGGCCCACCAUAGGUUAGACUCUCUUGGAGGCUCCUGGGCUGGGAACCAGACGGGUUGGAGGGCAGGAGAGCUGCUGGAAGAGGGGGCAGUAGGAGGAGCCCCAGAGGAGGGAAGUAAACGUGACUCCGUGAGCAGUGUUAAAAGGACACAGGCCAUUCGCAGGCGUCAUAAUGCAGGUAGUAACCCUACCCCACCCCCUUCUGCCAUGGGCUCUCCUCCGAGUCUUCAAGACCUUCAGAGAGUCCGCACUUCCUCUCACUCCCGCACACGAACGCUCCCUUCUGCUCUGCACUUCGCUGCCUCAUCCUUGCUGCUGCUGCGCAGCGGUGUUCAUGAGGCAUCCACCUUUGAUGACACCUCAGAGGGAGCUGUGCACUACUUUUAUGAUGAAAGCGGAGUAAAGAGGUCUUAUACUUUUGGGCCUGCUGGUGGAGGAUAUGAAGACCCAGUCCAGGAGCGAGAGCGACAGUCACAGUCCUCUAGCUUUACCUCCACUGAUGUCCAGGAGGCGGCGCCAGGGCUGUCUCUGCUGCAGCCCAGACCAGUGGUCCUCCAGGGCAUGCAGGUCCGCAGGGUGCCUUUGGAUAUGCCAGAGUUUGACCUAGAUCAUGAGUCCCCUCACGAAUCCCAGGAGAACACACUGAUGAUUGAGGAAAAGGCCAAGCCUAAACAGUAUUACCGUUUCUGGGUGCUGCCAGGAAAAUGGCUAAGAGUUCGUUACGACAGACUUGCUUUGCUAGCCUUACUGGACAGGAACCGACGCGUAGGGGAGAAUGUUUUUGCGGUGGUAUUGGCAAGCUUAGUGGCGUUCCUUGGCUUCCUGUUGCUUCUCCAGGGCUUCUUUAGGGACAUCUGGGUCUUCCAGUUCUGCCUAGUCAUUGCCAGCUGUCAGUACUCCUUGCUAAAGAGUGUGCAGCCUGAUGCAGCAUCUCCGAUGCAUGGCCAUAACUGGAUCAUAGUGUACAGCCGACCAGUGUAUUUCUGCUUGUGUUGUGUGCUGAUCUGGGUAUUUGACCUUGUUGGCCACUCGGACAGUAUGAGGCCUUUCACCCUUUACGGGGUCACCUUCUUCUCCACACACUUUCUGCUCUGCGCUAGAGAUAUGCUCAUAGUUUUCACCCUCUGUUUCCCCAUCAUCUUCCUGUUUGGGCUUGUACCUCAGGUCAACACGUUCCUCAUGUGUUUGUUUGAACAGGUGGACAUGCACCUUUUCGGGGGAACUGCAACCACAAGCCCCUUGUCUUCAGUCUAUAGUCUCUUGCGCAGUAUAUUGGUGGCAGCUCUGGUUUAUGGAUUUUGCCUUGGUGCCAUCAGUGCUCCGUGGGGAGAGGCACAUGUCCCGGUGCUCUUCUCUGUGUUCUGUGGCCUCCUCCUGGCCUUGUCCUAUCAUCUGAGCAGGCAGAGCAGCGACCCAACCAUCCUCUGGUCUCUGGUCCGCUCCAAGUUCUUCCCAGAACUGGAGAGCCGGACACCAGAAGAGCCCCCAUUAGAGAUUAAAGACCCUCUCCCAGAGAAAUUGUGCAACUCUGUGAAAGAGACUCUUCACUCAGAUCUGGUCAUGUGCCCUCUUAUGGCCAUUAUCACCUUCGCCAUUAGUGCAAGCACCGUCUUUAUUGCUCUGCAGCCUGCUCUCAGUUUCGUCCUGUACAUCUUGGCUGGGGUGGUGGGGUUCUUCACACACUACCUCCUGCCUCAGCUCCGAAAACAGCUGCCCUGGUUCUGCUUGGCCCACCCUGUGCUGCGCUCCAGAGAAUACAGCCAGUUUGAGGUCCGAGAUGCUGCUCAGCUCAUGUGGUUUGAGAAGCUUUAUGCUUGGCUGCAGUGUGUGGAGAAGUAUUUCAUCUAUCCGGCUGUAGUGCUCAACUCCCUCACCACUGAAGCUCACACUUUCAGCCAAAACCAUGACAAACCUGGAGCCUAUGGCCGUGCUCUGUUCAUCUCAGUGGCUGGAAUGAAGCUGCUUCGUUCGUCCUUCUGUGUCCCGUCUCAGCAGUAUGUCACUCUGUGCUUCACCGCUCUCUUCUUCCAAUUCGACUACCCACGCGUUUCACAGACCUUCCUCCUCGACUACUACUGCAUGUCCAUCCUCUUCAGCAAGCUGUGGGAUCUGCUGUAUAAGCUGCGUUUUGUGCUGACCUACAUUGCACCUUGGCAGAUCACAUGGGGUUCUGCUUUCCAUGCCUUCGCUCAGCCAUUCGCCGUUCCCCACUCAGCCAUGCUGUUUGUACAAGCUGUGUUUUCUGCUCUCUUUUCUACUCCUCUCAACCCUGUGCUGGGCAGUGCAGUUUUCGUUACUUCAUACACCCGACCUGUGAAGUUCUGGGAGAGAGACUACAACACCAAACGGGUUGAUCACUCCAACACACGCCUGGCCACACAGCUGGACCGCAACCCUGGUGCUGAUGAUAACAACUUGAACUCUAUCUUCUAUGAGCAUCUGACGCGCUCUCUGCAGCACUCACUGUGUGGGGACCUUCUGCUGGGCCGCUGGGGAAACUACAGCACCGGAGACUGCUUCAUCCUGGCCUCCGACUACCUCAACGCUCUCGUACACAUCAUUGAGAUCGGCAACGGCCUCGCCACUUUCCAGCUCAGAGGCUUGGAGUUCAGAGGAACAUAUUGCCAGCAGAGGGAGGUGGAGGCGAUCACUGAAGGGGUGGAGGAAGAUGAAGGCUGUUGCUGCUGUGAGCCAGGUCAUCUCCCCCACAUGCUCUCCUUCAACGCGGCCUUUGGCCAGCGCUGGUUGGCUUGGGAGGUGGCCGCCACCAAAUAUGUGCUGGAAGGCUACAGCAUUAGCGACAACAAUGCAGCUUCCAUGCUUCAAGUAUUUGACCUGCGCAAAAUUCUCAUCACAUAUUAUGUCAAGAGUAUCAUUUACUAUGUGACCCGCUCGCCCAAACUGGAGGAAUGGUUGUCCAAUGAGACAGCGCAGGAUGCUUUGCGGCCCUGCCUUAGCCCUUCCUAUGUGGAUAGUGAUCCCACCUUUAACCUGAACAUAGAUGAAGACUACGACCACCGUGCUUCCGGCAUCACUCCCUCGUCCUUCUGUCUGGUGUACCUGGAGUGGAUCAAAUACUGCAACAGCCGCAGACAAACGCCAGUUGAGAGUGAGAAGGAUUCCCCUCUGGUCACACUGUGUUUUGGGUUGUGUAUUCUGGGCCGUCGAGCUCUGGGCACCGCCUCCCACAGCAUGUCAGCCAGCUUGGAGCCUUUUCUCUACGGCCUUCAUGCCCUGUUCAAGGGCGACUUUCGUAUCACUUCUCCUAGAGACGAGUGGGUUUUUGCAGACAUGGAUCUGCUGAACAGGGUGGUGGCUCCAGGAGUACGGAUGUCCCUCAAACUGCACCAGGAUCACUUCACCUCUCCUGAUGAGUAUGAGGACCCAGUGGUGCUGUACGAUGCCAUCACUGCCAAUGAAGAGAAGAUGCUGAUCUCUCACGAAGGCGAUCCUGUGUGGCGCAGUGCUAUCCUGGCCAACAUGCCUUCUCUGCUUGCUCUCCGCCACGUUAUGGAUGAUGGAAGUGACGAGUACAAGAUCAUCAUGCUGAACAAACGCUUCCUCAGCUUCAGAGUCAUCAAGGUGAACCGGGAGUGUGUGCGCGGGCUGUGGGCAGGACAACAGCAGGAGCUGGUCUUCCUGCGGAACCGGAACCCUGAACGCGGCAGCAUCCAGAAUGCCAAACAAGCCCUGAGGAACAUGAUUAACUCGUCCUGUGACCAGCCCAUUGGAUACCCUAUCUAUGUCUCCCCACUCACCACCUCCUACGCUGGAGCCCAUGUUCAGCUACGUUCUGUCUGGGGAGGCCCCAUCAGCCCUCACAACAUUUACACGUGGUUCAUCAGCAGCUGGGACAGGCUUCAGAAGGGUUGUGGUGCUGGAUGUAACAGUGGGGGGAACAUUGAGGAUUCAGACUGUGGUGGCGGCUCUGCCUCCAUCAGUAACAACCCUGCAGCUCAUCCUCCUCAAAACACAGCGUCCAGCAUCCCUCAGCCUCAUCCCACUUUUGUACAGCCCUCAAUGGGGACUGACAACCCCGUUGGACCUUCCUGGCCACUGCAUCCCCAGCCCCUCCCACUAGCCCUACUCAGCCAAUCAGAAGGUAGGAUGGAUGCUGGGCUGGUUAGCUCCUUGCACCGCACCUCUUCUAUCCAUGGGCUUUUGGGGCAACACCUGUCCAGCUCCCAGCUAUCUUUCAGUAGUUCGUUGGUCCUGCCGCCUGCAGACCGCUUCUGCCCCAGUAGCCUGCAGGACAACCCCAGUCACAGGGUGUCUCAGAGGGGCCUAAGCCUGGGCCAGGGUAGCGGGCUGCCCUAUGAGGCCCUGUACAGCAAAUGGAGUCUGUCAGGGAGGAAAGGAUUCAAUGGACCUGCUGUAACGGAAGGGGAUGGCUCAGCAUCACAGAGCAUACGCACACAGCCUUUGCAGCCUCCCCUCCCUGCCCUGCCCUCUGAUGUCAGCCCAACACUGGAUCCAAUGGGAGCAGUCCUACCCUCUGAGACCACGCCCCUUACAUCAUCAGACCCGCCCAGUGCACGGGAGGAGUCUACAGAGCUGCCUUUACUUGAGCGCCUCCGCUGAGUCUGCACAGCUGGGAUCGGACGAGCCCAUGGUGAUCCUCGCCAUCCUGAGAGAGUGAGCUGGGAGGACUUCAAGCUGACCUUAUCAACCCUUUUUUAUAAUUAAAGCAUCUUCAGUCAGUUCUGCCUAUAUUAGGAGGUUUCUCGCAAGUCUCCUUAAUCAACACAUCACCAGAUACAGAAGCACACUAGAAGAGUGCUGCGUUAAGUAAUGAACUCUGGACUGAGCUCUCCUAAGCUUCUUUGGCUAAAAAGCCAAAAAAGUGGCCAGUCAGUGCAAUCUUAAGGGAUUUUCUUUUCUUAUGUAAAGAGGGUCAGGUCAUUAAAUCAAAGCAAAUCGGUGACCUGUACCACCAGCAGUAACAAAAAGGGAACUCUCUUCUCCUCUGUAGCAGCCUUAAACCUACUCAAGCUUUCGUUUUUACCCCUACGCAUCCAGUCCCUCGCUACGCAUCAAGCCGUAUUGUGCAGGAUUCCUCUCUUUGAGGCCCAGAGCUUUCCUCUACACAAGUCACCGUCCUUUCAAGACCAAAGGACUCGAGUUUGAUUUCCCCCUCACCGACCCGUCAUUAUGUAGCUCACACAUUCCAGCAAAGACAUUUGAACGUGUCGCCCAUCACUCUUAAACAUCAACCACGACCGUUCUUCAGCGAGCUUCAGGGAUAAUACUUGAAUAUAAUCACAAAUACUCGCUCACAUGCACACUUCCCUUAGCACCUGGUGCUCCUUACAUAGUUUACAGCCGCCUCGGGUGAGGACAGUUGGGACAGAAUAGACGUCAUCAAACCGGUGGUCUGUCUCUCUUUCUUUUCUUUGUUCAUCCCACAGGAAAUCAGACUACCUACUAAAUUCCUAAUCUGCUCCCUACCGAUUUAGCUCUGAUGGUGAUGUAGUGGGCCAGAGCACAUGAGGGCUUCCUGGCCUCCCAUCAGGCUUUUUCCUGCUGCUGCAAGUGCCUGCAGUUUGUCUCCCUCUACUGCAAUACUACUGCUACUGCACCACCCCCUCUACUACUAAUAGAACUCCCCAAACUACUGCUUUGACUUCUAAACUCCAGCGUUUUAGUUGGAACUCGAUAAGGGGAAAAAACAAAGAUGUACCAAUUCUAAAGACAAAGAUUUAUUUGAUUGCUGAUCUCAAAUGGAGAUGGACAGAAUGGCUUUUUUUUUGAUUGAUUGUGCUGAUAGUAGCUGGACAUGAGUGAACUUUAACCUUUGCCCCCAUUCUUGAAUCCACCGGAUUGUGACAAACGAAUUCCCUAAAUCUGUGUGUAAUACAACUGGAAGGUUAGAUGUCAUUCUGAUGUUAAAUAUCUGCUGUUGGGCAAACGAAGCUCAGACCGCCUGCUGUGGAAAGCAGGGCACUUACUGCCUCUACGACAACAAACAUAUCAAACAAUACCGCGCUGACUGGCAUAGCUGCGGCGUGUCGAUGUAAAGGAGCUUGAAAUUUCCCAUGAGCUGUUUAAAGUGGUUUUCUGAUUCAGAAAGCCGUUCAGCGCUUUUACACCAUACAAUUCCCAGCUUAAAAUGAUUGACGUGGCUGAGCUGUGCUCUGAAAAAGGCUUUGCGUCGAACGAUAUGGUUUGAGAGUCAGCAUGCGGGGGCCGCCAUGUAAAAAUGGUGCCUUACGAUUCGACAGACGGUGUUUAGGUGAAAGGGAAGGAUUUUUGCUGGAAAUUUUACACUGGUUUCACAGAGUAAUGCCGUUUUAUGCAAAAUAAUGUGGUUUUCUGUUGAGAGGCCCCAUGGUGUUCCUUUUACAGUGCUUAUUCAAAACGCCGGAUUGUUGCUCGAUCAACAUCAAGUUUGGAUGUGACUUGAGCCUCUAGCUUCGUUUAGUGCCAUUAGAGGAAGUUCACAGAAUUGAUCAUGCUCAUGCAUUCCUAUUCUCACUUAAACCACAGAUUGUUUGUACGUUUAUAACACUGAAAAUAUAUAGCCUCUCUGACCAUCACGCACCAUAUCACAAGUCGUUUGAACACUAAACAUCACGUCUCCCUGCAGACCGUGCAGCCUAGUCUAUUUUUGAACACCACCAUCUCAUGUCGUCUGCUGAGCAAACCUUCCCCGUUUAUGGCUUCUUGCAGUGGAUUUCAAUAGCUAUCGAGCAUUUGGUUCGAGGCCGAUCAACCUCUUUCUCUCUUUUCAUCAAGACCAUUUCUCUCAUCUUUAGGGUGACUUUUCCAAAGCAACAGGGAGUACUUCUCUAACUGGGAGAAAGCACAAAUUACUGGAUAGUCUUGGGUGUAAGUGAUUCAAAAGGGAUCUAACCCAUCUCUGCCAUAUAUGUACAGCAUGUUUUGUAUAUAAAUAUAUAUAUAUAUAUAUAUUAAUAUAUAUAUAUAUAUUAAUAUAUAUAUAUAUAUAUAUUUUAUUAUUAUUGGAUUUCUGGUUAUUUUUCAAUGGAGGACACUACUUUGAGUCUUAGGGGAGUCACGCUUCGGUGUAUCUGUGCUUGCGGAGGGGUCCGACAUAGAAUCAUGAAGUCUGGGGAAUGAACCAGUUAAUACUGCUUUUGCACAACUAUUGUAAAAUAGUACACCAUCCUGUAUUUUAAUUUUAGUUAUAUGGAGGAUUGUUUUAUUUAAAAAC